AUAUGAACUUUUACAUUGUUGGUGAGGGUCAGAUUCCCUACCUUAUAAUCCCCUCUCCCAUUUCUCCUGUCCCCAAAAAAAAAUAAAAUCAUCAGCUCUAUUAUAUGUUUAUUAACUUCUUCUGAACAGUAUUAUGAAAGUAAAGCUAAACUAGUAAUAAGAUUUGCACUCCAACAGCACCCACAAAUUUUUUAGCUUUAUGUGGGAAGAGACGAAAAAGUUGGUGUUUAUAGGGAAAAUGUGGAAGAGAAGGUGUUGCGGAGGUGUAAAAUGGGGUUAGAAUGGUUUUUAGAAAAUGGGUUGAGGUUUAAUUCAAUUUUUUGCGCGGAUUGUUAUAUGCUCUUCAGAUGAACUGAUCUUUAAUUUUUGUCCCUAAAAUCGCUAGUUUUUUUUUUUAUUUUUUUAUUUUCGUCCUUGCUUACUUUUAAUGAAAAUUUGUGAGCCAAAGUACCCUGGGGUACAAAAUUAGAGAUUCUAGGUUCAUUUUUUUUUUUUGCCCAGAGUGCCCCUUUUUUGGGGUGGUCUUUAAUUUUUGGCCCUCAAAUUUCUGGUCUUCGCUUAAAAAGGUGGCCAAAAAUAUCCCGAGAUUCUGAAUUCGAACUCCCACUUAGUCAAAAAAAAAAUCGCAAGGCAAGAUUUUUGCAAAAAGUCUGCCUUAUGCGGGAGAAUUUGCCUUAAGACAUAACUAAAAGUUUGUCUAACAAGGCAAAGUCUGCCGUAUCCGGCAUAGGUUCUAUGUAAUUUCGCCCGAAUAAGCAUAGAUUCUGUGUCACUUGCGAUUUUUUUUUAUUUAUUUUCGACUCUGCUGGGUUUUGAAACCCAGAACCUUGGAGAAUUUUCGGCCAUCUUUUUAAGCGAAUUGAGGGACAAAAAUUAAAGACCCAGUACGUAUGAAGGGAAUUGUGCAAAUUGCCCUUAUAGGUUCGAUUCCCGGCAGAGUAAAAAUAAAAAACAAUUUUACAUAACAAGGUUUCUAUGAAACUAUGCCUUGUCCGACAUAAUUUGUACAAUAAUUAAUUUGCUCGACAUAAGUUUAAACUCCUACAAACUUUGGCUUGUCUGACAUAAGUUCUACGUAACUUUGCCCAUAUAAGCAUAAUUUCUAUAAAACCUUGCCUUGUGAAAUUAGGUCAUAGAUUCGAUUUUUUUUUUCCAAUGUCAAGAAUAUUUUCGAUCACAUUUUAAUUACUUAAAAUGCCGAAGGGAAAAAAUUAAAGAAGUGUGAUUUGAUGGGCGCAUAUUAAAGACCAUCCCAAGAUAGGGGCAUUCGUGCGAAUUGCCCGGUUUAGUUUGGUGUAGUUUUGCGGGUUGCGGGUCAGGUUAAAAAGAGUAGAACGGGUAAUUUCAAUUGAAAUCAGGUUAUUUAGAUGGAUUUUGUGGUUUCCGUCAAAUGAUGGAUAUUUUUGAUAAUUUUAGUAACAACCGGGACAAAAAUAGCUCAAACUUGACCCUUUUGCCCUUAUUAAUACCACACGUCGGACUUAUCACAAAAAAAGAUCACUGGGCAAAAUUAGGGCACACCGAAUCAUAACAUCACUUUCACAUACACUGCUAAUAUUCCAGCAAUUCAGUAAACAAGGCAAACUUUACUGUGGAGAGUUAUUCCUCCAUUGAAGAUGAAGAGAAUUUCUCUGUUUUGCCCUCCAUUGAGAGUUAUUUCCCAUUCUUGUUUUUGGACAUUUACAAUCAGAGCAUAUUCUUCAAGUCAUAGUAAUACAUCUGUUUCUGCAAAGGGUAAACUUGGGUUAAAUAGCAAGAUUGAGAAUGUUAAGUGUUUAGAUGAUGCUGUUACUCUCUUCCAUCAAAUGGUUAGAAUGAAGCCUCUUCCUUCAGUUAUCAGUUUCUCUAAAUUAUUUAAGACUAUACUAACUAUGAAGCAUUAUUCUGCUGUGGUUUCUCUUUUUCGAGAAAUGCAGAUAUUGGGUAUCCCAUUUGAUGUAUUCAUCUUGAGUAGUGUGAUUAACAGUUAUUGCCUGAUGCAUCGUGCUGAUUGUGCGUUUUCGAUGUUACCCAUUUACUUGAAGAAUGGCAUUCCAUUUGAUAAUGUCACCUUUACCACCCUAAUAAGGGGAUUAUUUGCUGAAAAUAAGGUUAAAGAUGCGGUUGAAUUGUUCAAAAAGUUGGUCAAAGAGAAGAUUUGUGAGCCUAAUGAAUUCAUGUAUGCAACUGUCAUGAAUGGGCUAAGCAAAAGGGGUCAUACUGAGAAGACUUUGAGUUUGCUCCGGUUAAUUGAACAGGGGAAUGCUAAGCCUAACAUAUAUAUCUAUAGCAUUGUUAUAGAUGCACUUUGCAAAGAUAGAAACUUAAAUGCUGCAAUCAACCUUUUGAAUGAGAUGAAACAGAAGGGCAUUCCUCCUAACGUAGUCACAUAUAAUUCAGUAAUUGAUGGUUUAUGUAAGUUCGGUCAGUGGGAAAAAGUAACGACUUUGUUCUCUGAGAUGGUAAAUCGUAAUAUUUAUCCAAAUGUGCGCACCUUCAACAUAGUGAUAGAUGGAUUAUGUAAAGAAGGAAAAGUUGAGGAUGCUGAGGAAAUAAUGAGACACAUGAUUGAAAAAGGUAUAGAGCCUGAUAUAAUCACCUACAAUGCGAUAAUGGAUGGACAUUGUUUGUGUGGUCAAAUGAAUAGAGCGAGGAGAGUUUUUGAUUCCAUGAUAGACAAAAACAUUGAACCUGACAUUAUUAGCUAUAGCAUACUAAUGAAUGGAUACUGUAAGGAAAAGAAAGUGGAUGAGGCCGUGCAAUUGUUUGGUGAAAUUUCUCAAAGGGGAUCAAAGCCUGAUAUUAUUACCUACAACACUAUCUUGCAAGGGCUGUUUGAUAUUGGAAGAAUAGGCGAUGCAAAAAAGUUCUUUGAUGAGAUGCUAUCUACAGGGCCCACACCUGAUUUAUACAGUUAUGGCACUUUGCUCAAUGGUUAUUUCAAGUAUGGACUUAUUGAAGAAGCUGUAUCACUCUUUAAUAAGUUGGAAAGAAAGGGAGAAAAUGCUAAUAUUGAAUUUUAUAAUGUUGUCAUUAACGGGUUGUGCAAAAAUGGUCAACUCGACAAAGCUCGUGCUAUUUUUGAGAAGCUUUCUUCAAUUGGAUUGCUUCCGAAUGCUAGAACGUACAAUACAAUGAUAAAUGGAUUUUGUCUUCAAGGGUUGUUAGAUGAAGCUAAAGAUAUUCUAAGAAAAAUGGAAGACAAUGGUUGUUUUCCAAACAAUGUCACUUACGAUGUUAUUGUGCAAGGAUUUCUUAGGUGCAACAAAAUUAGUGAAAUGAUAUCUUUCAUGAAGGAAAUGGCUGGACGGGGCUUCUCAUUUGAUGCAACUACAGCUGGGUUUUUGGUAAACGUUAUAAGGGAGAACCCUUCUGUCCUUGACAUGAUACCAGAGCUUCACUUGAAAAAUAAGAAGUGAAUAUUUCUUUCGCUUGGUCUAUUCGGCUACGUUAUGGCUGUGACACAUUUUCCUUUUUAUCCCUCCAAAAGAAAUGUCAUCCAAUGCAAUCGUGGAAGCAGAAAAAAUGGCAAUUAAAUCGCUGCUUGGGCUUUGCAGCAGGCUUAUUGAGGAGAAUAGGCUCAUCAAUGUCACACCAGAAACUAAAGUUCUGAAAGCGACCCAACUGAUGACAGAUAACCGCAUCAAGUACAUUCUUCUUGUUAUCCGUUGGAGAUAUUGUUCAUGUGGUUGCAAGUGAGUGUAGGGAUGAGCUGAACUGUUUAAAUGCCUACAUACAAGGAGGUUAUUAAAUGAUGAUGACAAGAAAUAAAUGGAUCAUAUGCCCUUAAUCUUGUAGAUAUCAACAUGCUUGGGUCAACUGCACUACUUCUGCAGUUUAGUGUGCUUAUAACUAGCAGUUGUUUUAGAUGCUUAUCAACAUGAUUCAAAUUGUGAUGUUUUAGAAUCCUUGUAGAUGAUAGGGGAGCUGUAAGUUGGUUACUUUACAGUCCUGUAAUUAUGGAUGAUUGUAACAGUCCUUGUAUAGUCUUACUAUCUAUAUAAUAAAUGUUACAUGUUUCAAAAAAAAAAAAAAAAGAGAGAGACUAGCAGUUGUUUAAUAUUUACAUAUUCUUUCAAUUAAGCUCAAGAUGUUUCCUGUGUUAGCACAAUGGAGAACAUAAUAGUCAUCUAUUCAUACACUGUAAAGUGACUGGCCAGCUGUGACUCAUAUUUUUGAGCAUGACAGGUCUGAAUUGGGUCAUGCCAGAAUUUAAAGUCCUAGUUCAUACUUGUUCUCUAGGCUUUUAAAUACUGCAACAUCUAGUUAGAGCAACCUUCCAAAAUGGUGACUCUGCCCCGUUUUCUAAAAUAAAACUUUUUUUUUUUUUUGUAACAUGUCUGUGCAUUAUGAAGGGGAGCAGCCUUGGCACAAUGGAAAUGUUGCCACCGUAUGACGAGGAGGUCAUGGUUUCAACUAUUGAAAACUUCUUUUUGACAACCUGCCAAAAUGUCCAAUCAAAUCAUCUAGUCAAAAUAGUGUAAUCCGCUAAUCAAUAUUUAACACAAACUCAAAUAUACAAAAUCAGAUUUGGAGAUACACUAAUUUGAAAUAAUUUACAUUAACUUUCACAGUUUGUUUUUAAGCAAAAAUGAAAAAAGGAUAGAAGUUUGGUCAUGUUAAACAUGUUUGAUCAUGAUUCAUGACCUUACCUAUAUUUUAUCCACUUCUCACUUGCCAUCUCUAAAAACAAUCACAUGGAAGUUAGUUUGGACAUUUUAAAUAUGUGAAGACUCCAACUGAAGUGACUGACAUUUAAGGCACCCUCUGGCCUUUUUGUUUUCUCAUGGUUUCUAUAUAGGAGAAGGAGCGAAAGAGAGAAAAAAAAAAAGAGGAAAAUUUCAAGAAAACUAAGAACUUAAAAGACGGAAGAACAAGCACUCUUACUGCUGCAUGUCUAAGGGGAGGAGCUCAUGCUUAUUAGAUUUCUUUUGUGGCCAAUCAAUACAAUGUCCAGUAAUCUGUUCGUAUUGACCUGGACAGGAGUUUUACGGAGAAAACUCGAGUGGACAGCUAUGGAGGAUGAAAAGGGAAGAAGAUAAAGGAUAGAAUUCAAUCGGAAAACUUUAGUAUAUUCAAUUGAUGAUGAAUUUGUAAUGAUACAAUGCCUUUUAUUAGAAAUGAGUUAGGGAUGAUGGGGGUGGUAAUGCCACGUGGCAUCCACUCAUCAAAUAUCACUGCCACGUAACUUACAUACAUAGUUUAGUUUCUGAACUUCUAACCAACUAGAGCUACUUUUUUCUUAAUUACAAUUCGUAGCUAUUUUUUAGCUAUUUUGCGUGUAUUUAUGUGUAUUCAAAUGCGCAGU
This is a messenger RNA of Lycium barbarum (goji berry), 5287 nucleotides long. RefSeq names its product putative pentatricopeptide repeat-containing protein At1g12700, mitochondrial. Bases 1617 to 3398 code for a protein of 593 amino acids. The record is from RefSeq and is a predicted model, not a curated record. The transcript has 4 exons. Lineage: Eukaryota; Viridiplantae; Streptophyta; Magnoliopsida; Solanales; Solanaceae. Gene Ontology annotation, molecular function: protein binding.